Molecule: messenger RNA, 390 nt
Organism: Gongylonema pulchrum
Lineage: Eukaryota; Metazoa; Nematoda; Chromadorea; Rhabditida; Gongylonematidae
Source: the annotation of a GenBank genome assembly
AUGAAUUCAGCUGUGAAACCAACUGCAGUGGUUGCUUCCUGCUCGGCGAAUGAAACAUUGUCUUCUGGCUUGCUGCGUCGUGGCUCCAAGGUUGUUGGUAUCUAUGCAAAUGCGCACAGUCCACAUAGCAGCUCCUCUGGUCCAUCAUAUUCCGUUCGGGAACCGGUCAGCGCCCAUACACUCAGUACCGGCCGCGCUCCGCGUACCGGUCGAAAAACACUGGAACCCAUGUUAGUUGCAUUUUUCCAAACAGCUAGGAGUUUGGUAAAUAAAUUUGCCGGUUUGUCUACUUCUUAUCUGGGUUAUCCGUUGAGAGAGCAGAAAACGGUCUCAGGAAGCAAUGUUUCUGUUGUGCAGAACUGUAUUUUGCUCACCCUUAAGCGUGAAUAG